Helicoverpa armigera (cotton bollworm) is the source of this 1128-nucleotide messenger RNA. RefSeq lists its product as uncharacterized. Gene Ontology annotation, cellular component: nucleus. Lineage: Eukaryota; Metazoa; Arthropoda; Insecta; Lepidoptera; Noctuidae. Gene Ontology annotation, biological process: chromatin remodeling. Bases 1 to 1128 code for a protein of 375 amino acids. The transcript has a single exon. The record is from RefSeq and is a predicted model, not a curated record.
AUGAGUAACGAGGACAGUGUCAAAGAUCAGUUUUAUGAAGAACUUUGCCAAUGCCUUACCAGCAUACGUUCAAGCGAACAAAUACUGCUGCUAGGCGAUUUCAACGCGAGGGUUGGCAGAGAUUCUGAGUCGUGGCCGGGCGUGAUUGGAAAUAAUGGUGUGGGCAAUAUGAAUAGUAACGGACAAUUACUACUCACACUCUGUGCCCAAUUCGACCUCACCAUCACAAACACUCUGUUUAGGCUUCGCGACAAAUUCAAAACCACCUGGAUGCACCCGCGUUCUAAACACUGGCACCUCCUCGAUUACGCGAUAACGCGACGAAGGGACAUCUCCCAGGUGCAUAUCACACGCGUUAUGCGCGGCGCGCACUGCUGGACUGACCACAGGCUUUUGGUAACUAAGUUGAGACUCCGCCUUCGUGAACCACGAAGACCCUGCAGGGCUAAACCAAUAUCUCUCAACUUAGAUCGACUGGAUUGUAAAGAUCUUCAAGAAUUCCAGAAAGGCCUAAAAGAUGCGCUAGAUGUGUUUGAUGCCCAGCAAGGUGACUUAAUAUCAAAAUGGAAACAGAUCUCAUCCACCGUACUGACUGUGGCUACGGAAACCAUAGGAUACAAAAAACGAAACAACGAGGACUGGUUUGACCAGAAUGAUAGGGCCCUAACUGAAGCAUUCAAACAGCAUCGUGUACUCAUAAAGCGUAAUGAAGGAAAUCAUGAAUCCAGUCAAGAAGUCCGAAGUAGUGGUGAUUCCUUAAGGAAAUUAACGAGGAAGAUGAAAGAUAGAUGGUGGCUUGAAAAGGCAAAAAAGAUACAGUGGCUUGCAGAUACCCACCAACUAGGCGCUUUCUAUGAAGAAAUGCGUAAGUUGAUUGGCGUUUCCAUAAAAAACUGCACUCCGUUAAGAUCCCUAGUUGGUUCUCAAAAGCUCACUGCUAAGCAGGAUAUACUUGAUCGUUGGGCAGAGCACUUUAACCACCUGCUCAAUGUAGAUCGAUCAGCAGAUCUUGAGCAUAUAAGGCGUAUCCAUCCUCUGCCGCCGAAUGAGUCGCUUGCUGAACCACUAACUUUUGCUGAAGUUGUUCAAGCCAUCAAAGAGCAGAAAAAUAAAAGCAGUUGGCGUUGA